This is a messenger RNA of Annulohypoxylon truncatum, 1345 nucleotides long. RefSeq names its product peroxisomal membrane anchor protein conserved region-domain-containing protein. The transcript has a single exon. Gene Ontology annotation, molecular function: signaling receptor binding. The record is from RefSeq and is a predicted model, not a curated record. Gene Ontology annotation, cellular component: peroxisomal importomer complex; peroxisomal membrane. Bases 199 to 1299 code for a protein of 366 amino acids. NCBI's taxonomy places the organism in Eukaryota, Fungi, Ascomycota, Sordariomycetes, Xylariales, Hypoxylaceae. Gene Ontology annotation, biological process: protein import into peroxisome matrix, docking.
UCGCGUUGGAAGGUUUGUUUCUUUACAUACAUACAUACAUACAUGCUACCUGAAAGCUUCCAAUUCUAAUUGAUGGUUUAACCUUCAACCUUUCAUAUUCCUCCACUCAUAUCUCAUUUAUUGACUAAUUUAAUCCCAUUCUUUUUCUAAUUUUUCACCGGGUCUGCCGGUUCUACCAGCCUGUCAUUCAUUAUCAAUAUGGCCGAGUCGAAAAGGCCCAAUGUACCAUCGUGGCAAGAACCGCAAUCCGAGAAAGACGCUGCACCCGAGACUAGUCAUCCCCCGGAUGUCGACACGCCAGACGUGACUCUUGAGCAAGCCCGGUUAUUUCUACGAGAUGAAACGGUUCGAAGUUCGAGCGUAGAAAAGAAAACGGAAUUCCUCAAGAGCAAGGGGUUAGACGAUACCCAGAUCCAGCAAUUGUUGGAAGAGGUAGAACAACCCACGCAAACUCCAAAUCCAUCGCCGACAACCACCAAGUCUACAGGUGGAGGCGAAGUCACAAUGCGAACUUCUGAAGCAAAGAAAGACGUCGAGGUAUUUGCCCCUACAGCUUCUUCAUCGACAAGCGACCCAGUACCAAUCAUAACCUACCCCGAAUUCUUGACUACCUCGACCAAACCGCCACCUUUGAUCACCCCUUCCAGCCUCGCCAAUAUCCUAGCUGUCUCUGGCAGUGUAUGGACUCUUCUAUACGGCACGGCACGAUUCGUUGUUAGCCCGAUGGUGGACAGUCUCAACGACGCGCGAGCUGACUAUUACGGGCAUAUAAACGAGAAACUAGAGCAGCUAGUUGAACAACUCGAAGAUGUCGUCAGCGAGGUUCCAUACAAGAACGGAAAACUGGUAUUGAAGUCAAAGCAAAAUGAAGAUGCUUAUGCGGACAACGAAAGCAUUUGCAGUGAUCCCACCGAGCUCUUCCACCGGGACUUCGGGACGCAGACCUCACCGAAAAUGCUGGCCCAAGAUUCGGCUGGCACGCCCCAGGUAGACAAGCCCAUUGACGCACAAGCCCGCCGUCUCGCCGCUCUGAAGGCAUCCCUCCGUGAAGUGAACGACAUGCACGUACGCCAUGCCGAAGAUUCCGCCGACCUCAACGCUCUUCUCCGGGAGAUCCGCGAUGAGGUCGACAAAGUGGGUGCUCCUCCGAUGACCGACUUCGCCACCAUCCACGGAGGCAUGGGCUACGGACGUAGCUCCGACCCCGACGACGAAGUCAAGAAGACCAGGGACGCCAUCCGUAGCGUCAAGGGAAUGUUCCUGAGUUCGAGAAGCUUCCCGGCCACGGCAGCGAGAUAGGAGAACAAAGCUGCCACAUCGAGCGGGAGAGGUGAGCCGGCCAAGA